GGCACUCAUCCAGAAACAGAACCGAAGUACACAUCUCGCAUCAUGGUGGAGCAGGGCAAAGUAGAUUCUACGAAAGACUUUCAUCCGGCGCCCGUUUGGCUCGAUGAGGCCUACCUGGAACCCCUCUUGAGGGACCAGAAGAAGGACCCGGGUCUUAGGAUCACGGAGCUGGAUAUCAAGCCGGCGACGGCCAAGGGCGAUAACUACGCCAGUGUGAUGACCCGUGUAAAGGUUCUAUAUUUAAAUACCGGAGCCAAGGACCCCGAAGUAGGCUACUACAUUGUGAAAACCACCUACGAAAAUGAUCCCUUUGCUUCGGCGAUUUUCUCCGGCUACCAAGUAAGCACCACCGAGAUGCUCAUGUACGACAAGAUUCUGCCCCAGCUGAGCGCCCUAAUCGAGGAAACCCGCCAGCCAGAGCAGGUCUUUGCCAAGACUCUGCACGUUGACUACGAGCAUGAAGCCAUUAUCUUUGAAGACCUGGCGGUAACCAAGCACGUCCUGGCCGAUCGGCUGGCAGGGCUCGACUUGGAGCACACCCGGCUCAGCCUGCGCAAGUUGGCCAAGAUGCACGCUUCGGCUGCCGUGCUGAAUGAGCGCCAACCCGGUCUCCUCACCAAGCUGGAUCACGGCAUUUUCAACCGCCACACCAAGGGCUUUGCCCCCUUCUUUGAGAACUUGGUCGGUGUGGCUGCCGAAUUUGCUGCAGAAACUCUAGAGCUGGGUGAGAACUACGCCCGAAAGCUGAGGGCUCUCCGGGAAAAAGUAAUGGAGUAUACGACACGGGUCUACGAUCCACAGCCGGAGGGGUUCAACACCCUGGUGCACGGCGACUUUUGGGUGAACAACAUGAUGCUGGUGUACGGGGAGAACAAGGAACCUCUAGACCUAAAACUGAUUGAUUUUCAGUUCUGCAGCUGGUCCCCUCCGGCGGUGGAUCUACACUACUUUUUCAAUACGUCCCUCCAGAGGGAAGUGCGCUUCGAGCAUCAGGAUGCCAUGAUUCAGUACUAUCAUACGGUGCUCGUAGAGACGCUCAAGGAUCUCAAGUUUGGAGGUUACACUCCCACUCUGAGGGAGUUUGUCCUGCAGCUGGAAAAGGGAAAGUUCUUUGCCGUCACUGCCUCAUUGGCCUGUGCAGCUAUAUUGACGAAUGACGAGACCGCUGAUGCCGAUUUCCAUGCCCUAAUGAAGGAGGAUGAGAGGGGACGCCGGUUCCGGAAGCUGUUGUACAACAACAAGUCGCUACGGGAGAAUCUGAAAUACUUGCUGCCACGGUUCGAUCGAAGCGGCCUGCUGGAAGUCACCGACUGAGACGACAGAUCUUACAGGUGGAUCUCGCUAAUUGUUAUCUUGUUUUAGAAUAUUUUAAAGAAAUUGUAAAUAUAACGAGCCCUAAAUACAUUUUAAAGAGUAA
Molecule: messenger RNA, 1417 nt
Organism: Drosophila bipectinata
Lineage: Eukaryota; Metazoa; Arthropoda; Insecta; Diptera; Drosophilidae
Source: RefSeq, a predicted model, not a curated record